Molecule: messenger RNA, 1962 nt
Organism: Nestor notabilis (Kea)
Lineage: Eukaryota; Metazoa; Chordata; Aves; Psittaciformes; Psittacidae
Gene: NLK
Product: nemo-like kinase
Exons: 11
Biological process (GO): intracellular signal transduction; protein phosphorylation
Cellular component (GO): nucleus; cytoplasm
Molecular function (GO): MAP kinase activity; ATP binding
Source: RefSeq, a predicted model, not a curated record
CAGCAGCCGUAUUUCCCAUCACCGGCACCGGGCCAGGCCCCUGGACCAGCUGCAGCAGCCCCAGCUCAGGUACAAGCUGCAGCAGCCGCUGCAGUUAAAGCGCACCAUCAUCAGCACUCACAACAUCCACAGCAGCAACUGGACAUUGAGCCGGACAGACCUAUUGGAUAUGGAGCCUUUGGGGUUGUCUGGUCAGUAACAGAUCCACGGGAUGGAAAGAGAGUUGCACUCAAAAAGAUGCCCAACGUCUUCCAAAAUUUGGUCUCUUGUAAAAGGGUCUUCCGGGAGUUGAAGAUGUUGUGUUUUUUUAAGCAUGACAAUGUACUCUCUGCCCUCGACAUACUCCAGCCUCCACACAUUGACUAUUUUGAAGAAAUAUAUGUUGUCACUGAGUUGAUGCAGAGUGACCUCCAUAAGAUUAUCGUCUCUCCUCAGCCGCUCAGCUCGGAUCAUGUCAAAGUUUUUCUUUACCAGAUUUUAAGAGGUCUGAAAUACCUCCAUUCUGCUGGCAUUUUACAUCGAGACAUUAAACCAGGGAACCUACUUGUGAACAGCAACUGUGUUCUGAAGAUUUGUGAUUUUGGAUUGGCCAGGGUGGAAGAGUUAGAUGAAUCUCGACACAUGACUCAGGAAGUUGUCACCCAGUAUUACCGAGCUCCAGAGAUCCUGAUGGGCAGCCGCCACUACAGCAAUGCUAUUGACAUCUGGUCUGUAGGCUGCAUCUUUGCAGAGUUACUUGGGCGAAGAAUAUUGUUUCAGGCACAGAGUCCCAUCCAGCAGUUGGAUUUGAUCACAGACCUGUUGGGAACGCCGUCACUGGAAGCGAUGAGGACGGCUUGUGAAGGCGCCAAGGCACAUAUACUCAGGGGUCCUCAUAAACAGCCAUCUCUUCCUGUCCUAUAUACACUUUCCAGUCAAGCUACACAUGAAGCAGUUCAUCUCCUUUGCAGAAUGUUGGUCUUUGAUCCAUCCAAAAGAAUAUCUGCUAAGGAUGCCUUAGCCCACCCGUACCUCGAUGAAGGGCGGUUGCGAUACCACACUUGUAUGUGUAAAUGUUGUUUCUCCACAUCUACUGGAAGAGUUUAUACGAGUGACUUUGAACCCAUCACUAACCCCAAGUUCGAUGACACUUUUGAGAAGAACCUCAGUUCUGUUCGGCAGGUGAAAGAAAUUAUUCAUCAGUUCAUUUUGGAACAGCAGAAAGGAAACAGAGUGCCUCUCUGCAUCAACCCUCAGUCUGCUGCUUUUAAGAGCUUUAUUAGUUCCACGGUUGCUCAGCCAUCCGAGAUGCCACCAUCUCCACUGGUCUGGGAGUGAAGUGGAAGAGAAUAAACUACUGAAGAUGUAAUGUAGCUUUCCACUGGAGUCUGGGAUUUGCAAUUCUGGAGGUUAAUCAUGCUUGUACUGUAAUUUUACUAAUGAAGUUUUAAAUUAACAACCACUACUUGUACAAUAUGAAUAAUAUUUAGAGACGUACUAGACUUUUAAUCUUGUAAAGUGGUUGUGCUUUUAGAAGAGAAUAUUUUCCCCAGAGUUGCACGUGUUUGAUGAAUUGUGGUGCAGCUGCGGUGGCUCAGCCCGGAACAAACGGAAUCGAACCAAAUUGGGGAGGGUUUGUCUUUUUUUUUUUUCCUUUUCCUUUCUGUUUUUUAUUGCAGUGGGUCUGUACAAACACCUUUUGAUAUUGAGCCAUUCCUGAGGAUUUUGGGUUUUCUAAAACUAAGGAAUACAGAAAACUUGACUGCGACCAAUCAUGAAGUCCCGUUGGGAGACAGCGGCCACGCGAUGGCACGUCCCCGACCGAGCCCUAUAAAUAGCUUCUCACUAGAGCUGUGAUGGUGAUGUGUGCUGUUCUAAAACCAGAUGUUGUGAGUAGAGAGAAUGAGUUUGUGACUAGGAGAGACUAAACUUCUGUUUCCUUACCCAGUAUAAAUAUAUAUAUAUAUUUAAUCUAUUUUUAUU